GAAGUCAAAAAUUUCCAUCCGCCCGUAACUAGCAGCGCAACAACCAAUAUCGAUGAUCGGGCUCAUGCGAUGACCGAGGAAAUCACGCAGCCCAAAAACGAGAAAGGACUGCGAUAUGUUCAGUAUGAGGUUGAGAAGGAGCACAUAUACCUAAACGCCAUCCGGAAGCUGAUAUCGAGGGAUCUAUCGGAGCCAUACAGCAUAUAUGUGUAUCGAUACUUUUUAAAUCAAUGGGGCGAUCUUUGUUACAUGGCACUCGAUGCCGAGUCUGACGACCUGCGUGGAGUGGUUGUGUGUAAGCUUGAAGAACAUCGGAGUGGAACAUAUCGAGGUUACAUUGCCAUGCUUGCUACCGUAAAGGAGUUCAGAGGGCGAGGCAUUGCAACUAAACUUGUCGAGAUGGCGAUCGACAGUAUGAAGUCACGAGGAGCCGAUGAGAUCGUUCUUGAAACAGAAGUCAGCAAUGAAGGAUCAUUACGACUUUACGAGCGCCUUGGGUUUCUGCGCAGCAAGCGGUUACACCGGUACUACUUGAAUGGCAACACCGCUUUCCGCUUAGUCUUGUAUUUGAAAGAAGGAACAGGUCUUAAGAGACCAACUGCUCCACCGAUAAAUCCUCCAUCAGAUGCUACUGCUAUAGCACCACCAUAUGAGCCCUAUUGCGCACAAUGAACCGCUUGGAGCCUUGCCCCCAACUAAAUGUCUCCGUUUUGAGUGGAGAAGGCCGCCAAGUCAUCACUCGCCUUAUUAUUAGAGCUUCAAAACUUUCGUCUCAUAUUCUUAUACAAUAUACAAAGCCAAAGAAUCAUCUUAAAAAUGGUGUAAAAAUUGCUACACUAGCGAACAAGAUGUUU
This is a messenger RNA of Verruconis gallopava, 854 nucleotides long. RefSeq lists its product as uncharacterized. Gene Ontology annotation, molecular function: protein-N-terminal amino-acid acetyltransferase activity. Bases 70 to 672 code for a protein of 200 amino acids. Gene Ontology annotation, cellular component: NatC complex. Gene Ontology annotation, biological process: N-terminal peptidyl-methionine acetylation. The record is from RefSeq and is a predicted model, not a curated record. The transcript has 3 exons. Lineage: Eukaryota; Fungi; Ascomycota; Dothideomycetes; Venturiales; Sympoventuriaceae.